AUGGAUGCCAAUUCACCUCCAAUCUCAAUUCCCCCAUCCUACGAAACUCUCCCUGUCACCCACAUCAAACUCAGCCAUCAUCCUCCCAACUCACCCACGGCCACUCCAAUCCUCAUUGUAACCUUGAACCGUCCCGAAAAGCACAAUGCCUAUACGCAAGCCAUGGGCGAGAGUCUGGAGCGCGUCUUCCGGACGGUCGACAUCGACGACCGCGUCAAGGUUGUCGUCCUGACCGGAGCCGGGAGGACUUUCUGCGCUGGCGCAGACCUGGACAUUGGAUUCAGCGGUGCUAAACAGAUAGACCCGGAGGGGUACCGGGAUAGUGGCGGCCGAAUCGCCCUCGCAAUCCACCGCUGCCGCAAACCAACCAUCGCUGCAAUGCAAGGCUCAGCAGUCGGCGUGGGAAUGACAAUGGCCCUCCCCGCUGCUAUUCGCAUCGCCCAUACGACAUCUAAGUACGGCUUUGUUUUCGCCCGUCGUGGCAUUACCAUGGAGUCCUGCUCGUCGUACUUUCUCCCGAGACUUAUUGGGCAUGCACGCGCUAUGUACCUCGUUACUACGGGGGGUGUGUUCCCGCCUACGUCGUCGCAUUUCGGGCCGUUGUUUGCGGAAACGUUCGCUGAGAAGAGUGCGGUUUUGGUGAGGGGGUUGGAGAUUGCGGGUGAUAUUGCGGAGAAUACGAGUUCGUUGGCGGGGGCGUUGAAUCGGGGGUUGAUGUGGAGGGGGCCUGAUUCGCCCGAGGAGACGCAUUUGUUGGAGUCGAGGGUUUUGUAUCAUAUGUUUCGGGGGAGGGACCAGAAGGAGGGUGUUGGUGCAUUCUUGGAGAAGAGGAAGCCGGAGUUCAAGGCGACUUUGGAAGAGGAUGCUCCCCGGGAGUAUCCUUGGUGGUCCGAGGUUGAUAUUGAUCCGAAGACUAAAGGUGAGUCGAAACUGUAA
Aspergillus glaucus CBS 516.65 is the source of this 936-nucleotide messenger RNA. RefSeq names its product enoyl-CoA hydratase/isomerase family protein. The record is from RefSeq and is a predicted model, not a curated record. The transcript has 3 exons. The coding region runs from base 1 to 936 and encodes 311 amino acids. NCBI's taxonomy places the organism in Eukaryota, Fungi, Ascomycota, Eurotiomycetes, Eurotiales, Aspergillaceae.